UCCUCUCUUCUUUUUGCCAGCUGAGUUUCCUCAUUUAAUGGGUAACGCAGGGAUUUUACCGCCAUUACGUACUGUGCUCUCCAACCAACCAACCACCUUUUUAGUUCGCUCCCGACACAAGGACUGUGUGCCCUGUGACCAGGCUGAGCCCCCCAAAAAAGAAAAGUCGCACUGCUAAUUGCUUCAAAGGAAUUUAACAGAAAACAUCGUCGUGCUACUAGCAUUUAUACCAGUGUAGCUCUUGAGUCUUGAAUCGAAUUUCAACGUUAGUCCAAGCAACAUGAGAAUGCACGGAUUUUCAAAGUUUCUAGCUCCUAUACUACUGGUUGUGUUAACUGUAGUGAUAGCCGACGACGGAACAUCACACGAUGCGAAUCUCUAUCAGUUUCUCGACUUUACGCGAGUGGAAAACAGCCAGAAGAACGAGAAUCGUCAUUUCAAAUGGUUUGGUAAACUUCGACGAUCGAAUAAGAACCAAAAAUCAGUCGAACAAGUUAGCAGUCAGCCCGAAGAUGAGCAAUACGAGUCAGUCCCCAAACGUCCGCUUUUGCAAGCAGCUUUCAAAAUGGUGCCACUCAGCUUUCAUAAGCCUGGCAAAAAGUCGAAAGAAUCAACCUACAUUGUACUGCCACCACUGCCUACCACCAACCAGGCGAAAUCAGUUGGCUCGCAAGGGCCGCAUCAUCCAAUUUACAUAAGUAAGCAAGACACUGCCUUCCACCAACCUGGGCCACCGUAUAGUCAGACCCAACCAGCCCCAACAGGUCCAGCUCAGAAUACUCAGCCCAGCUCUUUUCCUCCCCAGCAAACACCCAGCUACGAAGCUCCCCCAAAUUCCCCAGUGUCACCGAAUGCGGAAAGCGAAUACCAUGAGGAUGCUGUCUCUCCUCCAGCCCACAGUGAUUCUCGCUACUCGAAAUGGUUUAGCAAAUUGAAGCGAAGAAAGUCAAAUCAGCCCCAACCGGAGAAGCCGCAACACGAGCCGGAAUCAUUGCAAAACAAACCGCCCAAUCAAGCGUCUGGUGCUAUUCCAGAAACCAUCUUCUAUUAUCAAAAUGGGUCUCCCUACAAUAAACCAUCUGCCACCCAAAAUCAACCAGGAAAUGGCCAAUCUCCAACCUUUUUACGUCAGCCCCAAAUUGCAAAUGGCCCAUCACAGCCAGCUCCUGCCAGACCAGCAAACAUCCAACCGCAAUCAGCCCCACCAACGCACCCAGGAGUUUUCAGUUCUCAGAUCAACUUUGAUUCUCGAGAUAAUUUCCCUCAUUCUGUCACUGAAGUCCUAGAACAGCCUCCACCUUCCGGCAACUUGUACUCGAAAUUGAUUAAAAAAAUGAAGCGAAACAAAACUCAAAAACCUGAGCCAGUAAAGGUCGUCAGCCAAGCGGAACCGAUUUUCAGCCCAAUUCAAACAGAAAACAUCCCGCCAUCAGAUCAAGCACCUUACCGACCACUCCAAUCGCCUCCACAGCAGACUCCUCCGAGACCAGCAGCAGCUAACAUCGUAAAACCGCAAUCAACCGCAACAAAUCUGCCGUCAGAUCCAGCACUUUACCGGCGUCCCCAAUUGCCAUCGCAGCUAUUCCCUCCAGGACCAGCCAACAACGUUAAACCGCAACCAACAGCAUCGCCAGUACCUCACAGCUCGCAUCAUCAGGCUCCUAACAAACCGGCACCGGCUCGCCCAGAAGCGGCUACUCCUCCGGCAGGCAACUCUCUAACAAAACGGCCUCCUGCGACUGGUGAGAAGCAGCCUCAUCCUCUGUUUCCGGAGAGCGAAACUUUCUUUUCGUCAGCCAAUAGGCCCGACUUUGGCCCAACACCGUUUCAAAAGCAAACAGAAAAUAAAGGAACCAACGAAAGUUCCGAUGGAUUCUUCGAAUUCGGCAUUUUCCCAAACGCGAAUGAUUUUUUCGAACAAAAUUUUGCAGGUUAACAAGUUAUUGUUCCAUUUCGUUAUUAUGAUGGCUUCAAAGUUGCUCUAAAAAAGUGACAUGUAAGCUAAUUGUUCUAUACCUGUAUGGUGUAUAGCUCUUUACCUUCAGUAUGAUACUGCGCACAAAUUUCACGAUUUAAUUCAAAGCACCAAAGUAUUGUUAAUCAACCUGCCCCUCGACUAUCGCCAUUAUUUAAAGUGUGAUCACUUGUUAUGUUAAACCUCAUCUUGUACGGUUCAAUACACAUAAAACCAAUU
Messenger RNA from Daphnia pulicaria, 2194 nucleotides. Its product is annotated as vegetative cell wall protein gp1-like. The transcript is spliced from 3 exons. The record is from RefSeq and is a predicted model, not a curated record. The coding region runs from base 281 to 1936 and encodes 551 amino acids. NCBI's taxonomy places the organism in Eukaryota, Metazoa, Arthropoda, Branchiopoda, Diplostraca, Daphniidae.